AGUAGCAGGCGAAAGAGAGACAACGACGAUGCGGCGUAGCAGCUUCCGCAGGCGCCUCUGCGCGUCGAGAGGCUUUCGACCUCAUUUGCACCAAAGCCCCUGCGUAAUUUGCAAGUCCGCUGAAGCCGCGUAUCUUUCGGAACAGGGGACGAACUCUGCCGCGACUCAAGCGAGUUCUCUGAGGAAGGCAGCGGCGUCUCCUUCUUUGCAUACAACAACAGCAGCUCCGUUGUUCUCAUCAAAGCACCAAGGGGAGCCAGCAGCCGCGGCUUCGCUGGUGGAGCAACGCCGCGAUGCCUUGUUGCAGUGGCUGCAGACUUUUACUGUGAAUGGUCGACUUCGUUCUUCUACACGCUUCGCCGACAUUGAAACGGUCUCCCCUCCGUUGAUCACCAAUAGCGAGGAGUUUGAGGCCUGCUACGGCGCGUAUCUCCGCAGCGACGACGCAGAGGUAGAGGAAGAUCGCUACAUCGCGCUUCUGCAAACACUAGAUCAGCAAUGCAGUCGGGUGAACGUGACACAGCAAACUGCCGGCCGCCCUUGUGAUGGUCAACGGACAAGUUCUGCAACUUCGUCGUCUAUUCGGCUCCCGACCCGCUUGGUCGUACCGCUUGUUGGGACCAACACCGCAAAGGACACAGCAGCACAUUUGAAUUCCUCCACUUGUACUGAAGAGAGAGCAGGAAACGUCUUUGAGACACACGUACGUCGGCUGUUUCCUUCCGAUACCGCGGCUGUCGCCAAGCAGCUUGCGUUUCAGGACGCCCUCCUGUCGAUAGAAGAAGUUUUUCAUGCGCAGGGCAUUGCGUUCUUUCUCGCUUUCGGAACGGCGUUGGGUGCUCGACGGAGUGGCUGCUUCAUCCCCUACGAUGAGGAUAUUGAUUUGGGCGUCCUGUACACCGAGCUGUGCGCUAGUCCGCCGGAGCAUGCCGGAGGCGGGACGUCACCGGUGUCGGACCUGCAGAGGGUGCAAGACCGUCUGUUUCAGCUCAUCGACGCGUUGGCCGCCACCGGGAUCUUUCUCGUGUUCGACGUCUGCGGGGCUGUCGAAAAGGGGUUGGAGCUGCGCCUGUUGCACACGCCGACGAACACGCGCGUCGAUAUCAAUUUGUUCUAUCCGCCUGUGCCGGGCAGCGACGAUGUCAUCGUGCAGGCGGAAGGCCCUUUUCUGUGGGCAUCCUCAUUUUAUGAGGCUGCUGGCCGACGGGCGCAUCAGAUGUACCGCUAUCGUCACCAGCCCUUCGACAAGGAACUGACACGUCUGCCCUUCUGCACCCGAACGCCCGACGCGGACGGUUUCUGGGUGCCACCGGAGCGCUACCUGACGGAGAACUACGGAGCUGACUGGCGGACGCCGAAGCAGUACACGUACGCGGAGGGCCUCGCCAGGGAGUUCCACAAUAUCAUCGACGAGUGA
This is a messenger RNA of Leptomonas pyrrhocoris, 1417 nucleotides long. RefSeq lists its product as hypothetical. NCBI's taxonomy places the organism in Eukaryota, Euglenozoa, Kinetoplastea, Trypanosomatida, Trypanosomatidae. The record is from RefSeq and is a predicted model, not a curated record. The coding region runs from base 29 to 1417 and encodes 462 amino acids. The transcript has a single exon.